AUGACAGGUGGACGUUCGGUGGUGAUGACUGCCACGGAUCCGAGCCACGUGGCGCGCGGAGGGGAGGGUGUGAUUGAAGGGAAGGCCGUUCUAGCGAAGCCAUCGCUGCUGCCACCGGAGGCUCCUAACAAGCUUACAGAGCUCUAUGAUAAGGAGGGGCAAUCCCCGUGGAUUGACAACCUGACGCGCGAUUGGGUGGCAUCGGGUCAUCUCAAAGAGCUGAUUCGACGUGGCGUGAGAGGCAUCACCAGCAACCCUACGAUCUUUGAAAAGGCGAUUAAUGGGACGGACGUGUAUGAUCAGCAGCUUCGGGACAAAUUGAUCCGUGAGGGCGUGCUACAGGAGGGAGGGAUGGCGCAGAGCCAUGGGGAGGUGGAGAGGGUGGUGGAGGGAGCGUAUUGGGAGAUGGUGAAGCAAGAUAUCGCCACUGCUGCUGCCUCGUUAGAAGAGCUGUUCCAUGAAUCUAACGGUGAGUCUGAGAGUGCUUAUAGGGAGUAUAGGGAGGCAGAGAGCCAUGGGGAGGUGGAGAGGGGGGUGGUGGAGGAGAAUGCUUAUAGGGAGAUGGCGAGGCAAGAUAACACCACUGCUGCUGCUUCGUUAGGAGAGCUAGUCAGUUUGGGGGUGUUCGAAGCUUGCAAAAUCAUUAGUUGUAACCUUAUUGGAAUAUUUUCUUGUUCUAAGUACCAUCUCUCAUCCAGCCAGUCAAUGCCUGCCACGUCAUCAGGUGGCGAUGGGUUCGUCUCCCUUGAAGUCUCGCCGAAGCUAGCCUAUGAUGCGCCAGGUACGGUGUCGCUGGCUCGGGAGCUUCACGCCGACCUGGCUCGGCCGAACCUGAUGGUCAAGAUCCCUGCCACCGAGCCUGGCGUGGCUGCGAUUCAAGAGAUGAUUUCCCGCAUGAAGAACAUCAAUGCCACUCUCAUCUUCUCUCUGACGCCCUACGGCGAGGUGAUGGAGGCUUACGUGGCAGGCCUGGAGGACGCUGUGGCAGCUGCCAACGUGGCAGCAGACGCCCUGCCACGUGUCAACCUCUCCUUUGUUGCGUCGGUGGCUUCGUUCUUCAUCUCUCGUGUCGACAGCGCCGUUGACAAGCGUCUCAAGGUGUGUGUGGGUGAGGGGGUGCGUCUGUGGGCCAUCGGAACAGAGGAAGCAUUGGCUCUGUUGGGAAAGGCAGCACUGGCACAGGCAGUGGUGGCAUAUGACAUGUUCAAGACCAAGUUCAGCGGUCCCAGGUGGGAGGCUCUGGAGCAGCUGGGAGCACGGGUGCAGCGACCAUUGUGGGUGUCAACAGGAGUGAAAGAUCCGUCGUAUCCGGACACAAUUUACAUCGAUGCUCUGAUUGGUCCACACUCGGUCAACACCAUCCCUGACGCCACCCUUCUUGCCUUUGCCGACCAUGGGGAGGUGAAACGCACUGUAGAUGCUGACGUGGAUGCUGCCUAUGCUGUGCUGGAUCGUCUCGAGGCUGUUGGAGUGGACAUGGAGGAAGUUGCCCAGGAGGUGGAGGCUGAUGGCGUUGGCAAGUUCGCAAAAUCAUUUGAUGACCUGCUUGCUGCUCUUCAGUGCAAGGCCACCAUGAUAAGUGACAGAAGCAUCAACUAG
This is a messenger RNA of Closterium sp. NIES-65, 1599 nucleotides long. The record is from the annotation of a GenBank genome assembly. NCBI's taxonomy places the organism in Eukaryota, Viridiplantae, Streptophyta, Zygnematophyceae, Desmidiales, Closteriaceae.